This is a messenger RNA of Mytilus trossulus (common blue mussel), 1305 nucleotides long. Its product is annotated as isatin hydrolase-like. Gene Ontology annotation, molecular function: arylformamidase activity. Bases 9 to 884 code for a protein of 291 amino acids. The record is from RefSeq and is a predicted model, not a curated record. The transcript is spliced from 3 exons. NCBI's taxonomy places the organism in Eukaryota, Metazoa, Mollusca, Bivalvia, Mytilida, Mytilidae.
ACAAGGUUAUGGUUCAAAUCUAUCACAGAAUAAAAAUUGUUUGGUUAUAUAGAAUAUUGUUUGACUUGUCCUUCAGAAUGUUGUUUGCGAAGGCAGUGUUUGUGAUCGCUGUUAUUAAUGCCUGUAAUGAUUGCGAUCUUGAUUUUCAUGUCAUAGAUUUGACUCAUACUUUUGGACCGAUGGAGGUUAAAUUUCCAGAUCAGCCUCCAUGGAACUUUACAAUAUUGACCAGAGGAUUCAACAGACGUGCUCAAAUUUGGCAGGAGUACAACUACAUUGGUUUGUCUGAACAUACACUUACACAUGUUGACGCACCUGGACAUAAUUAUAGAAAUAGAGAGCGCAUGCAUGAAGUUCGUAUUGAAAAUCUAAUAGGUCCAGCUGUCAUAAUAAAUGUGAAAAGGAAAGUUGCAAUGAACCCUGGAUAUGGUCUAACAAUAAGGGAUCUUAUAGACUGGGAAGCUCGAUAUGGCAGAAUACCUUGUGGUGCAUUUGUAAUAAUGAACAGCGGUUGGUCAAGGAGAUACCCAUACGCGAAUAGAGUAUUCAAUACUAAUAAUAUCUCAGAUGCAUCAAGCUUUUUAUUCCCAGCUUGGACUGUUGAGGCAGCUGAUUGGCUUCUUUCUAACAGACGCAUCAAAGGUAUUGGGACAGAUACGCCAUCACCUGAUCUUAGAAGUCAGCCGCAAAGAUUUCCGGUUCAUGAACGCAUAUUCCGUGAUUCUGUACUAGCACUGGAAGCGGUGGCUAACUUAGAUAAUGUUCCAUGUCGUGGUGCAACUAUUUUUGUACCUGCUUUGAAAAUAUUUGAAGGAAGUGGUGCGCCAGCUAGAAUGUUUGCAACAGUACCAAGGCGUAAAUGUAAAAGGAAAUCACAUAAAUAAAUAUAUAUUUUAAUAUUUUAAUCGUAUAUAAUCUUGUUUUCAGGUGGCAAGCACAUUGAAUAACGACAAUUAUUGUCACCUUUCACUCUAUUUAACAUUUGUUACUUUUAAAACAGAGAAUGCCAAUCACACUAUCAUUUUAAUGAAUCGGUAACUCCGAACAUGCAUAUAAACAUGACACAGCUUGCCUGACAAAACAAGUGCAUUGAAAAGAUACUUAGUACCUCUAAAUGCAAAUAUAUAAGGCGGUGUACACUUGUUUUGGACUAGAGCUAUUAUAUAAAGUUCGUAUUAACCUGUCAAAGACAGUUUUUAGUAUUUGUAGAUAAUCUUAACAAUAGACAAUAAUUGCAUAAUCCGUAGAUGCAUGUAUUUUUUAUUUUUUUUUAUUUUGUGUUAAUUCUACUCCAUAAAUAAUUCA